AUGAGAAGUGACUUCGCUGCGGUCCUGACAGCAGCUUUCCUACUCGACUCAUUCUGGAGGAAUAAUGGGGAGCCUGCCUCUGUUGCUCCCUGUCGACCCGGCUUCUCACAGAGCUUUUAUUCUGUGCUGAUUUCAAGGGAUGUACUGCAAGGACAGGGCAUACUUAAAGGUGCAACGUUAGCGUCACAAACAGUGAAGUUUGAUGACUGCAUGGGGAACGAAGCUGUGGUUUUCCAGAGCAGUGACCCCGUCUUCAGCGUGCGGACAGACGGGUCCGUCUAUGCCCGGGAGGAAGGAGCCAGCCUGGAUGAGCCGGUCCGGUUCAAACUGACAGCGAGCGGCCCACACACGCACGCCUGGGAGGCGGUGGUUCAACUCUCGCUGACCAGCUCGCCAUCAGCCCAGCAAAACGAAGAUGAGGUCACAGAAAAAGGAAGGAAAGUCACGGAGCGGAAGGGAAAGAUGGACGCACCACCUCCUGUCAUCCUAUUCUCAGGGUCCGGCCUCAACGGGACCAAAGGUCUGAGGAGACAGAAGAGGGAUUGGGUAAUCCCACCAAUCAACGUGGCGGAAAACUCCCGAGGGCCGUUUCCUCAAAUGCUCGUCAGCAUUCGCUCAGACCAGGACCAGGACAUUUCCAUUCGGUACAGCAUCACCGGUGUGGGAGCCGAUCAGCCACCCAAUGAAGUGUUCAGUAUUGAUCCUGAGAUCGGAAAGAUGUUUGUCACAAAACCUCUGGAUCGUGAACAUCGAUCCUCUUAUCACCUGCGAGCUCAUGCAGUAGAUAUGAACGGGAACCAGGUGGAGAAUCCCAUCGAUCUCUACAUCUUCGUCAUUGACAUGAACGACAACAGACCGGAGUUUAAAAACCAGGUGUACAACGGCUCUGUGGACGAAGGUUCUAGGCCAGGAACAUAUGUGAUGCACCUGUCAGCAUUUGACGCAGACGACAACACCACGGCGAAUGGAAUGGUCCGCUACCGGAUAUUGUCCCAAACUCCGCACAGCCCUAUUCCGAAUAUGUUCACCAUCAACAGUGAGACCGGGGACAUCGUGACGGUGGCCCCUGGACUUGAUCGUGAGAAAGUGUCCCAGUAUACUAUUAUCGUGCAAGCGACGGACAUGGAGGGAAAUCUGAACUUUGGCCUAUCCAACACAGCCACCGCCAUCAUCACCGUUACGGACAUCAAUGACAACCCUCCCAUGCUGACCUCCAGAACUUUUUCCGGUGAGGUCCCCGAAAACCGAGUGGAUCUCGUGGUGGCGAACCUGACAGUUAUCGAUGCAGACCAACCACACUCGCCUAACUGGAACGCCAUCUACAGGAUCAUAAGCGGAGACCCAUCGGGACACUUCACCAUCCGCACGGAUCCCAUUUCCAAUGACGGCAUGGUUACUGUGGUAAAGCCGGUCGACUUUGAGAUGAACCGUGCCUUCAUGUUGACGGUGGUGGUGUCUAAUCAAGCACAUCUGGCCAGUGGCAUCCAGUCUUCACUGCAGUCAACCGCUGGAGUUACUAUAUCCGUCCAGGACGUCAAUGAACCCCCGUACUUCCCCACAAACCCAAAGCACAUCCGGUUCGAGGAAGGUGUUCCUGCGGGGACCAGCCUGACGACGUUCUCAGCCUCGGAUCCCGAUCGUCUGCAAAUGCAGCAGAUAAUAAGAUAUUUAAAGCUGAAUGAUCCUGCAGACUGGUUGUCCAUCAACGGAACCAACGGUCAAAUAAUAACGACGGCAAUACUUGAUCGGGAAUCUGUCUACGUGAAGAACAAUGUAUAUGAGGCCACAUUCUUGGCCAUAGACAACGGCUCUCCUGAAGCCAGCGGCACAGGCACUCUGCAGAUCUCUCUGAUAGAUAUUAAUGACAACCCCCCAGCACUCGUUCCCAGGGAGUCUCAGAUCUGCGAGAGGAUGAACAAGAAUGUCAACGGUGUCAACAUCACCGCCGCAGAUGCCGACACAGACCCAAACGCCGGACCUUUUGUCUUUGAGCUGCCCAACUACCCCACCAGCAUCAGACGCAACUGGACCAUUUCACGGAUAAGUGGUGAUUAUGCCCGUCUGUCUCUGAGAUACCAAGUGUAUUUGGAGCCGGGAAUGUACGAGGUCCCCAUAGUCGUGUCGGACUCGGGGAACCCCCCCUUGUCUAACCGCUCGGUCAUCAAAGUGAAGGUUUGCCCGUGUGAUGAACACGGAGACUGCACCACGCUUGGGGCGGUGGCCGCCGCUGGUUUGGGAACCGGAGCCAUCAUUUCCAUCCUCAUCUGCAUCAUCAUACUGCUCUGUAUGGUGCUGCUGUUUGUGGUGUGGAUCAAGCGCAGAGAGAAGGAGAGGCAGACGAAGCAGCUGCUCAUUGACCCCGAAGACGACGUGAGGGACAACAUCCUCAAAUAUGAUGAAGAGGGCGGAGGAGAGGAAGACCAAGACUACGACUUGAGCCAGCUGCAGCAGCCCGACUCUUUAGACCACAUCAUCAGCAAGCCGCCUGGCGUCCGCAGAGUGGAUGAGCGUCCCAUCAUCCCUGAAUCCCAGUACCCCAUCAGACCCGUCGUGCCCCACCCUGGAGACAUCGGGGACUUCAUCCACGAGGGCCUGAGAGCGGCAGACAACGACCCCACGGCGCCCCCCUACGACUCCCUGCUGGUGUUUGACUACGAGGGCAGCGGCUCCACAGCCGGCUCCGUCAGCUCCCUCAACUCGUCCAGCACGGGGGACCAGGACUAUGACUACCUCAACGACUGGGGCCCCCGCUUCAAGAAGCUGGCUGACAUGUACGGAGGCGGGGCCGACGAUUAAAGGCGCCCUGACUCACACAAACGCGCACCCUCGUCCCGUCAGCCGGCCUGCCAUGUUCCUACGACACCCCCAACAGACGAUGUUUGCAAACCGACCAAUCAGACGCCCCGUCACACAGGACCAGUGUGGCCACAUCUCCACUGAAAGCUCUCAUUCACAGUGUGCAUUCUCCAACGUCUGUGCUUUGGUUUCCCUUCAGUUUGCUGCUGGAUGUGAGCUUAAGUACCUAAAAUGUUUGCUUUUCCUUCAGUUUCUUCAAAAAUGUCUUGUUCUGUUUUUUUUUUCUUUUCUUUCAAAGCAUUUCCUUAUUUCCCCCUCGCUCGCUCCCAGCCCCUCUUUUGCCACUCCAAAGAAGCUUUGCAUCUGAGCAGCUUGAUUUGUCUGAGGCAAACAAAAGGGGAAUAAAGAAGAACACUAACAUGAAAGUCCCUGACCCUUUAAAUCCUCCCUUUGGUUUCUCCAGUCCUGUGGUAGAGCUGCGGGGAAUGACAGUGCUGGAUUUUCGAGGGGCAGUAACCGGCUAAGAGGGCCCUUCGUGCAGACAGACGGAACAUAGGCCUUUCAGUUUGUGGGCAAAUCAUCACGUUUUCAUAUCCGCACUUCUAGAUUACGGUGGACUUGAUUGCUGUGAUCACAGCUAUAUGCGAGGCUGUCUGACAGAAGAAAUGCAUUCUGGGUCUUUGUUUCGUGUGUGGCAGCUGUGUUUGUUUGGAGUUAUCUGUGUUUGCACCUAAACAUUUGAAUUUGACGAUUGACAAGUCGCAUGUGUUUCCUCUGAAGUGUUCAUUGAAGGAAGUGAUCAUUUAUACGGCAGGAAAUAAGAAAAGGAGGAGCGGUUUCAUUUACACUGACCGAGCUAAACUCGUUCCAGAAUCUCUCUGAGUCUCUUCUUUUUAAUUUACUCCUUUGUUGACUCAAGUCUGCUCGACAACAAAUGAAAUGUGCUCGGCUCUGCCACAGACGAGCAACUGAUCCUCAGCCAGGAACCUCGCGCUGCCAGAAUCCGUUUCGGAAGUUUUUGAUUGAUCUGAAGGAUAAAAGUUUAGUUUUAUGCAUCAAGUUCAAGAGCUUUUGAAGGCAACGUUACAGGAGUAGAGAGUCUAUGUGAAGUUCUUUGAUGCAAAACAGGCAAAAAUGUUGCAGUUUUGUCAGCUUUUUGCUUGACAGACAUUUUUGAAAGAGCGUUUUGGUUCAGAUUUACCCCAAAGGAGAACUACAUAUGAUGUUUGUCAUGGAGGGAAUCUUUAGGACCUUCAGUCUGUUUGGUUACAAAGGCGAUGAGGUUAUCACCGGGACCAAAGAAAAUGGUAUUUUAGACUUCAAUAUACAGAUCUAGAAAAACAAAGUAGCAUUCAGAUUGGUUCAUAUGUCUCGCUCUAACAAUCUUUCAUGCUAACAUGACCAAUCCUUAGAGCUUAAAUGAAAUUCAUUUUUAAUAAAGUAAAUUGAAACUACAGAUCAUUAUCAAAUCAUUUUUUGAGCUAUUCUAAAAGCGUUUUUAAUUAUGAUUUUGCUGUGUUUAGCCAAAACCCCCCCAAAAAAACAGUCAUUUUGUAGGACAUAGUUUCUGCAGAGUGGCAAGAGUUCAUUAGAAAUUCGCCCCCAAGGUGUGGACGGGAACGUUGGUGCAGAUCAACCCCACCCCCACUUCCCAUCGCCCAGAACUGAGAGCUCUCUUUGGAGCUCUCCAACUGUAUAGCUUUGAUGAAGCUAGGAUGAAGAAAACAAAGACGUCCAUGGAUCUAGUUGUCUACAAGUGGAUGCAUCGGAAUGGAGCAGAGCAGAGAGCUUGUGGUCCCCCAUCAUGUUUUCUUAGCAACAAAUACAUGUUUUCCUGAUUUUACAAAAAAAGUUGAACCAAAAAAUACCCAGAAAUGCAAUUUUAUGCUUCAUUUUUUUCAAUAAAUGUCCUCCAACAUGAGAAAAAUACCACAAGAACAUGCUAAAAACACGACUUUUAUUAGAGUGGGUCUUGAAAAGUAUUUAUGAAUAAAGUUUGAUUGAUUAAAUGGUUGAUUGGUUAAACAUAGAAGAGAAUACAUAAACAUUUGUUUUAAAUUUCUUUAAAUUCACUCAGAAAGGAGAAUAAUUCUUCCUUAAAGAAAAGAAGAGAAAAAAUUACCCACAAAUCCUUGCUGGAACUACUUGGCUCCAUCUGACUGCUCCUUAUCCUACAGAAUAGGUUAAAAAAGAAAUAAACACAGCUGUUACUUUCUGCAGUCUGGAGUUCUAUCUGAUGAGUAAACGGGUGUAUACAGUGAAGAAGUUAUUUUUUUUAAUGUGUUGACAUGUUUUUGUGUCAUUUUGCCUUUCAUUUUCCACUCAUCCCACUUCCGCUUGGGACAAAACCCCUAUUUUACAAAAAGCUUUUGCUAGAAUCUGUACGAUUCUGUAUGGGCUCACAGCCAUAACUACAGCACAUCAGCUUUCAAGUUUUGCUUCAUUUUUACAAGAGGGUGUCACUUGUACAGUCUAGCACACACUCACUCCUAGGCCUUACUGUACAUAUGUGAGUGUUCUGUAAUAUACAAGCUUGUUUAGUAGUGUUUUAAUUCCGAUGCAGAGCUGCAGCAUCCCGCCGAAGGUCAUAAAGCGUUCACUGAAGGGACAGCUCGUGCUCUCUUCGGAUAUUCAGAUUUUAUGAAGAGGUAACACAAACCAUAACACCCUGAUGACCCUGAAUGUUGUCAGAUUGCAAGUUGCAUGCGGCAGAAAAGUCUGUCCCUGUACACGAGUCUGCAAGGGGAUAAAAUAGGUUGAUGCACUGUUUUCCUUAUCUUUAUUUGGCUUAAGUAAGGGGGAAAGUUAGCAAAUUAAAAAAAAUCAAAGAUGCACCUCUUUAGCUGUCUCUGGUGCUUCUAUUGGCUGUAUAUUGACAUCAUGUUUUUCCUAAAGAAGCCAAACUUUUCUCCUCUUAUCAUCAGAAAACAGGCAGCAAACUUUUAUACAAAGUUCUCCAGCUAUUCAAGUCCAAGUGUACAUAAUGUAAUAUUUGCUUUAAGCUAAACAGACCAACUUAGACAAACUAUUACUGUACAAUUUGAGCUUUUUUGCAUGUGUCUUUUUAUAAUUGGCAGCUGAGCUCUGUUACAGUAACCAUACAACAGUUCAUGAAGUGUCACAGCCUGCAUGGUGGAGGCUGUUGUCCAGAAGCCGAUUCUGGUGUAUUAUAGUCCACAUGGUUUCAAAUUCAAACAAAAAAAAGGAUUUAAAAAAAAAGAAUUGCACAGUUACCAUGUCAAAUAGACUUUUUUUGUAAAUUGUCAACAGCACAAAUAUUUUGUAUUGUUGUUUGUACCAUUUUAUAUAAAAGAGAAACUGACAAAAAAGUCAAAGAAAAAAAAAUGAACAAAAAAGGGAAAAUUCUGUUGUUUCAAGCGUGUGUUUAUAGUGCCACUGCAAUCUUGGUUUCCAAAUACCGUACAGUACAUGCGCAGCCUUGCAGAUCAGCCUUGUAAAAUAGACGCUGAGCUGGAGGUUCCCUGUCAGCAUCAUGUGUUAUAAAUAAAAUUUACUCCCACCUUUUAAA
Molecule: messenger RNA, 6325 nt
Organism: Oryzias melastigma (Indian medaka)
Lineage: Eukaryota; Metazoa; Chordata; Actinopteri; Beloniformes; Adrianichthyidae
Product: cadherin-4
Biological process (GO): homophilic cell-cell adhesion; calcium-dependent cell-cell adhesion; multicellular organism development
Cellular component (GO): catenin complex; adherens junction; plasma membrane
Molecular function (GO): calcium ion binding; cadherin binding
Source: RefSeq, a predicted model, not a curated record